UCUCCCAAACAGGGCAAUUCCCUAACUUUUCUCUUUUUCUCACAAGGCUAUAGUUAAAUAUUCCAUCCUGGAGCACAUAUCCCGUCUCAAAAUUCCGACUGUGGGCUCCUCGACGCCAAGGCACUCCGACUGUCGCAAGCCCCUGCUCCGGUUCGCACACCAGGACUGGAUCCAGGUCUAGAUCCCUCCGCUCAGCCUGGGUCCGUACGCAGAACAGAGAGCCAGAGAGUGAGUGGUGACAAAGAGGCGCUGUGGUUGGAGGGAUAGCCAGACGGACCAAUGGGAUCGGGGAAUCUGGCACAGAUGCUGCUGGGAUGGGCGGCGGUGUGUCUUGCAGCGGCCCAUGUGGCAAGCGAACAAACUGGGACUGGACCGCUCCAAGCUAGCCGCCUAACCAGCACCGUGGACCAGAGAGAGGUGCAGCGGGUUCGACGCCGAGGCCAGGAGACACUGAGAGGGCCCAAUGUGUGUGGCUCUCGCUUCCAUUCAUACUGCUGCCCCGGCUGGAAGACUCUGCCAGGAGGGAACCAGUGUAUUGUUCCAAUCUGCAGGAAUUCAUGUGGCGAUGGCUUCUGCUCCAGACCCAACAUGUGUACCUGCUCGAAUGGCCAGCUCUCUCCCAGCUGUGGAGCAGGAGCAGGAGUUCAGUCCUGUAACAUCAGGUGUAUGAAUGGAGGCAGCUGCGCGGAGGACUCUUGCUCCUGCUCCAAGGGCUACACCGGCAGCCACUGUGGACAGCCUGUGUGUGAGAACGGCUGCCAGAACGGUGGGCGCUGCAUUGGGCCCAACAGAUGUGCCUGUGUCUACGGUUUCACUGGGCCGCAGUGCGAGAGAGACUACCGGACUGGGCCAUGCUUUACCCAGGUGAACAACCAGAUGUGUCAGGGCCAGCUCAGUGGAAUCGUCUGCACAAAAACCCUCUGCUGCGCUACCAUUGGACGAGCGUGGGGCCACCCCUGUGAGCAGUGCCCUGCCCAGCCACACCCCUGCAGACGGGGCUUCAUCCCCAACAUCCGCACUGGAGCCUGCCAAGAUGUGGACGAGUGCCAAGCUGUGCCGGGUCUCUGCGCCGGAGGCAACUGCAUCAACACUGUGGGAUCUUAUGAAUGUAAAUGCCCCGCCGGUCACCGUCAGAGCGAAACCAGCCACAAGUGUGAAGAUAUUGACGAAUGCAGCACCAUCCCUGGCGUGUGCGACGGGGGAGAGUGCAGCAACACCGCUGGCAGCUACGUGUGCACCUGUCCACGAGGCUACAUCUCCAGCUCAGACGGUUCCAGAUGUGUGGACCAGCGUGUGGGAACCUGUUUCUCUGCUCUGGCUAACGGCCGCUGUGCUGCCGAGCUGAGUGGUCAGUACACCAAGAUGCAGUGUUGCUGCGACACGGGACGCUGCUGGGCUUUGGGACAGAUCCCCGAGAUGUGCCCCGUCAGAGGUUCCGACGAGUUCAGGCGCCUGUGUAUUGUGGGUGUUCCCCAGGGACACGGCCUCCCUCACGGUUACCCCAACGGACACUUCCCCAACAAUGGCAACGGCUUCAACUAUGGUCACAAGUUCCCCAGUGUGCCUAACGGCAAUGGUAAUGGAGGCAUCGGUGGAAACGGUGGCGGAAGCUUUGGAGGAAAUGGAGGAAGCUUUGGGGGGAAUGGAGGAAGCUUUGGAGGCAACGGAGGAGGGCGUCUGAACCACCAACAGAUAGGCACUGUUUCUGUGAACGACUCCAUUGACGUGUGCAAACAUUUCACCAACCUCUGCCUGAAUGGACGCUGCAUUCCGACACCCACCAGCUACCGCUGUGAAUGCAACAUGGGUUACAGACAGGAUGUCCGUGGGGAGUGUAUCGAUGUGGAUGAGUGUGUGAGUAAUCCAUGUAUCAAUGGCGACUGUGUCAACACACCUGGAUCGUACCACUGCAAGUGCCACGAUGGCUACCAAGGGACACCCACCAAACAAGCCUGUAUUGAUAUUGAUGAGUGCAUCAUGAAUGGAGUGAUGUGUCGAAACGGCCGCUGUGUCAACACAGACGGAAGUUUUCAGUGUAUCUGCAAUGCAGGCUUCGAGCUCACACCUGAUGGAAAGAACUGCAUCGAUCACGAUGAAUGUGCCACCACCAACAUGUGUCUCAACGGCAUGUGUAUCAACGAGGACGGCAGCUUUAAGUGCAUCUGCAAGCCUGGCUUUGCACUAGCACCUAACGGACGAUACUGUACCGACAUCGACGAGUGUCAGACAUCUGGCAUUUGUAUGAACGGCCGCUGCAUCAACUCCGAGGGCUCCUUCCGCUGCGAGUGCCCACCAGGCCUGGCUAUCGAUGUAGAUGGGAGGGUUUGUGUGGACACGCACAUGAGGACCACCUGCUACGGGGCCAUAAAGAUGGGCACAUGCUCACGUCCGUUCCCUGGUGCAGUGACUAAGUCUGAGUGCUGCUGUGCCAACGCCGAACAUGGCUUUGGAGAGCCAUGCCAACCCUGCCCAUCCAGAAACUCAGCUGAGUUCCAGGCCGUGUGCAGCAGCGGCAUUGGCAUCACAGCCGACGGCAGAGACAUCAACGAGUGUGCCCUGGACCCGGACAUUUGUCAGAACGGCAUUUGCGAGAACCUGAGAGGAAGCUACCGCUGCAUCUGCAACAUCGGCUACGAGUCCGACACUAGUGGCAAGAACUGUGUCGACAUCAACGAGUGUCUGGUGAACCGUCUGCUCUGUGACAAUGGUCUCUGCAGAAACACUCCUGGCUCCUACACCUGCUCCUGUCCUAAAGGAUUUGUCUUCAAACCUGACUCAGAGACGUGCGAAGAUAUCAACGAGUGCGAGUCCAGCCCGUGCAUCAACGGAGCGUGUCGCAACGUGGCCGGCUCCUUCAACUGCGAAUGCACCCACGGCAGCAAGCUGGACUCCACCAACACCAUCUGCGUGGACAGUAUGAAGAGCACCUGCUGGCUGACGAUACAGGACAACCGCUGUGAGGUCAACAUCAACGGAGCCACGUUGAAGUCGGAGUGCUGCUCCACACUGGGAGCCGCCUGGGGCAGCCCCUGUGAACGCUGCGAGAUCGACACCGCUUGCUCCAGAGGAUUUGCUCGUAUGAAGGGCGUUAUAUGCGAAGACAUUAACGAGUGCGAGGUGUUCCCCGGAGUGUGUCCAAACGGCCGCUGUGUGAACACCCAGGGCUCAUUCCGCUGCGAGUGUUCUGAGGGCCUCACCUUGGACAGUACUGGACGCACAUGUGUGGACACGCGCAGUGAGCAGUGCUUCCUGAAGUGGCACGAGGACGAGUGUGGCGAGCCGCUGCCUGGGAGAUAUCGUAUGGACAUGUGCUGCUGUUCAGUGGGCUCUGCCUGGGGUAUUGACUGUGAGGAGUGUCCCAAAGCAGACACGCCCGAGUACAAAGCCAUCUGCCCCCGAGGGCCCGGCUUCGCCAACAGAGGAGACAUUCUGACCGGCAGGCCCUUCUACAAAGAUGUGAAUGAGUGUAAGGUGUUCAACGGUCUGUGUACUUACGGAAACUGCCGAAAUACCAUUGGCAGCUUCAAGUGUCGCUGCAACAAUGGCUUCGCUCUGACUGCUGAAGAGAGGAACUGCACAGACAUCGAUGAGUGCCGCAUCUCCCCUGACCUGUGUGGUCACGGUGCCUGCGUCAACACACCCGGCAGCUUUGAGUGCGAGUGCUUUGAGGGCUACGAGAGUGGCUUCAUGAUGAUGAAGAACUGCAUGGACAUCGACGAGUGCGAGAGGAACCCCCUGCUGUGUCGUGGGGGAACCUGUCUGAACACAGAGGGGAGUUAUGAUUGUGAAUGUCCAACCGGCCACUCGCUCAGCAACGAUGGCUCUGCCUGUGAAGAUGUGAACGAGUGCCAGCUGAGUGAAAACCUGUGCAAGAACGGACAGUGUGUCAACUUGCCAGGAACCUACCAGUGCACCUGUGACACUGGUUACCAAGCCACACCCGACCGACAGGGCUGCGUUGAUAUCGAUGAGUGCACCAUCAUGAACGGAGGCUGCGAGACCCACUGCACCAACUCAGAGGGCAGCUACGAGUGUAGCUGCAGUGAGGGCUACGCUCUCAUGCCUGAUCUCAGGACCUGUGCAGACAUUGAUGAGUGUGAGGAGACACCAGACAUCUGUGACGGAGGCCAGUGCACCAACAUUCCUGGGGAAUAUCGCUGUCUGUGUUACGACGGCUUCAUGGCGUCCAUGGACAUGAGGACCUGUAUUGAUGUGAACGAGUGUGAUUUGAACCCAAACAUCUGUCUCCACGGCGACUGUGAGAACACCAAAGGCUCCUUCAUCUGCCACUGUCAGCUGGGAUACUUUGUCAAGAAGGGAUCAACGGGCUGCACAGAUAUCGACGAGUGUGAGAUCGGGGCUCACAACUGUGACAUGCAUGCUGCGUGCAUCAACGUCCCGGGCAGCUUUAAAUGUCGCUGUCGAGACGGCUGGGUGGGAGACGGCAUCAAGUGUGUGGAUCAGGAUGAGUGCUCUGCAGAGGACCACAACUGUAACCCCAACGCAGACUGUGUCAACACACCAGGAUCCUACAGGUGCACGUGCAAAGAUGGCUUUAAUGGAGAUGGCUUUUCUUGCUCUGACAUGGAUGAGUGUGCAGACAACGUCAACCUGUGUGAGAACGGCCAGUGUCUGAACGCUCCCGGUGGCUACCGCUGCGAGUGUGAGAUGGGCUUCACGCCGACAGAAGACAGCAAGGCCUGUCAAGACAUCGAUGAGUGUAAUUUCCAGAACAUCUGUGUGUUUGGAACGUGCCAGAACCUUCCAGGGAUGUUCCGCUGUGUGUGCGAUGAUGGUUACGAACUGGACCGCAGUGGAGGAAACUGCACUGACAUCAACGAGUGUGCGGACCCCGUGAACUGCAUCAACGGACUGUGUGUGAACACUCCGGGGAGUUACCUGUGCAACUGCCCAGCUGACUUUGAGCUCAACCCCACUGGAGUGGGCUGCGUGGACACCCGUGUUGGAAACUGCUUCCUGGAUAUCCUCGCUCGCGGUGAUGGAGGAAUCUCCUGCAGUGCAGAGAUCGGAGUCGGAGUGACCCGAGCGUCCUGCUGCUGCUCCCUGGGCGGAGCCUGGGGAAACCCCUGUGAACUGUGCCCCCCCACCAACACCACGGAGUAUAAGACUCUUUGUCCAGGAGGAGAGGGAUUCAGACCCAACCCCAUCACCGUUAUCCUGGAAGAUAUUGAUGAGUGUCAGGAGCUGCCGGGACUCUGCCAGGGUGGAAACUGUGUCAAUACCUUUGGCAGUUUCCAGUGUGAAUGUCCAGCAGGCUACUAUCUCAACGAAGAGACGCGGAUCUGUGAAGAUAUUGAUGAGUGCACAACUCACAUUGGGAUCUGUGGACCUGGGACCUGCUACAACACUCUGGGCAACUACACCUGUGUGUGUCCACCAGAAUACAUGCAAGUCAAUGGAGGAAACAACUGCAUGGACAUGAGGAAGAGUGUGUGUUACCGUAACUUCAAUGACACAUGUGAGAACGAACUGUCCUUCAACAUGACCAAGAAGAUGUGCUGCUGUGCCUACAACGUGGGAAAGGCCUGGAACAAGCCGUGCGAGUCCUGUCCUACUCCUGCUACCUCUGAGUACCAAUUACUGUGUGGUAACCAGGCUCCCGGUUUCAUCAUCGACAUCCACACUGGCAAGCCGAUCGACAUUGAUGAGUGUAGGGAGAUACCAGGUAUCUGUGCCAGCGGAGUGUGUAUAAACCAGAUCGGGAGCUUCCGCUGUGAAUGUCCCAUGGGCUUCAGUUACAACAACAUACUGCUCAUUUGUGAAGAUAUUGAUGAGUGUAACAGUGGGGACAACCUGUGCCAGCGCAACGCCAACUGCAUCAAUAUUCCUGGAAGUUACCGCUGCGAGUGCUCGCCAGGCUUCAAACUGUCCCCCAGCGGGGCCUGUGUGGACCGUAAUGAAUGCCUGGAGAUUCCUAAUGUGUGCAGCCACGGAGAGUGUAUUGACACACAGGGCAGUUAUCGCUGUCUCUGCCACAACGGUUUCAAGGCUACAGCUGACCAGACCAUGUGCAUGGACAUUGACGAGUGUGACCGACAGCCAUGCGGCAACGGUACCUGUAAAAAUACAGUGGGAUCCUACAACUGUCUCUGCUUCCCCGGCUUCGAGCUCACACACAACAACGACUGCAUGGACAUAGACGAGUGCAGUGCCCUCCAAGGCCAAGUGUGCAGGAAUGGACAGUGCAUCAACGGUCUUGGUUCCUUCCAGUGUCUCUGCCAUGAGGGUUAUGAAAAUACUCAAGAUGGGAAAAACUGUGUCGAUAUCAACGAGUGUGUGAGUCUGCCCGGUACCUGCUCUCCAGGAACUUGUCAGAAUCUUGACGGAUCUUUCAGGUGUAUCUGCCCUCCAGGAUAUGAAGUGCAAAAUGAUCAGUGUAUAGACAUCAACGAGUGUGAGGAGUCCAACAUCUGCCAGUUUGGCACCUGCACCAACACCCCCGGCAGCUUCCAGUGCUCCUGCCAGCCGGGCUUCGUACUCUCUGACAACAAACGGCGCUGCUAUGAUACCAGAGAAAGCUUCUGCUUCACCAAAUUCGACACAGGCAAAUGCUCCGUGCCCAAAGCCUUCAAUACUACUAAGGCCAAGUGCUGCUGCAGCAAGAUGCCUGGAGAGGGCUGGGGUCUUCCCUGUGAGCUGUGCCCACGAGAGAGCGAAGCUGCUUUCAACACUCUGUGUCCGUUCGGCCACGGAGCCCUGCCUGGACCGGGAGAUGCUCGCGAAGAUUUGAAUGAGUGUCUGGAUAACCCAGGCAUCUGCCAGAACGGUAUCUGCAUCAACACCGACGGCUCCUUCCGCUGUGAAUGCCCCUUCGGAUACAACCUGGAUUACACGGGAGUCAACUGUAUUGACACCGACGAGUGCUCCAUAGGAAACCCCUGUGGAAAUGGAACCUGCACCAAUGUGGUGGGAGGUUUCGAGUGUUCGUGCCAGGAGGGCUUCGAACCUGGACCCAUGAUGACUUGUGAAGAUAUCAAUGAGUGCUCCCAGAACCCUCUGCUUUGCGCCUUCCGUUGUGUCAACACCUUCGGCUCCUAUGAGUGUAUGUGUCCCGCUGGCUAUGUGCUGCGAGAUGACCAACGCAUGUGCAGAGACCAGGACGAGUGCUCGGAGGGUCUGGAUGACUGCGACUCCAAGGGCAUGACCUGUAAAAACCUGAUUGGUACCUUCAUGUGUAUCUGCCCCGUUGGCAUGCAGCGCAGACCAGAUGGAGAGGGAUGUAUGGACCUGAACGAGUGUCGGGCCAAGCCCGGCAUCUGCAAAAACGGCCGCUGUGUCAACACGGUGGGAAGUUACCGCUGCGAGUGUAACGACGGCUUUGAGACAAGCUCCACUGGAACUGAAUGUAUCGAUAACAGAAAGGGCUUCUGUUACUCUGAGGUUUUGCAGACCAUGUGCCAGCAGUCGUCCACCAACAGGAACAGUGUGACAAAGUCGGAGUGCUGCUGCAACACGGGCCGAGGCUGGGGGUCACAGUGUGAGCUCUGCCCGCUGCCCGGCACCGUACAGUACAAGAAGAUGUGCCCACUCGGACCUGGCUACACCACCGAUGGAAGAGACAUCAACGAGUGCCAUGUGAUGCAAGACCUGUGUCACAAUGGUCAAUGCAUCAACACCAUCGGAUCCUUCCGCUGUCACUGUAAUGUCGGUUACAAAACCGACUUCACGGCAACCUCCUGCGUUGAUAUGGAUGAAUGCGCUCUGUCUCCGAAGCCCUGUAACUUCCUGUGUAAGAACACAGAGGGCAGCUACCUCUGCUCCUGCCCCCGAGGAUACAGCUUACAGCCAGAUGGAAAGACCUGCAAAGAUCUGGAUGAGUGUUCAACCAAGCAGCAUAACUGCCAGUUCCUCUGCGUCAACACCAUCGGAGGGUUCACCUGCAAGUGUCCCCCUGGCUUCACCCAGCACCAGACUGCCUGCAUCGACAACAACGAAUGUUCGGCUCAAAACAGUGCGUGUGGUAACCGGGCCUCUUGUGUCAACACGCCGGGUAGCUUCAACUGUGAAUGCUCCAAAGGUUUCUCCUUGGACACCACGGGCGUGGAGUGUGAGGACGUGGAUGAAUGUGGCAGCAACCACCGCUGUCAGCACGGCUGUCAGAACAUGCUGGGAGGUUUCCGCUGUGGCUGUCCUCAGGGCUACGUGCAGCACUACCAGUGGAACCAGUGUGUGGAUGAGAACGAGUGUCAGGGAGGAACAGUGUGUGGCUCCGCCUCCUGCUACAACACACUGGGCAGCUUCAAGUGUGUGUGUCCCUCUGGCUUUGACUUUGAGCAGAACAACGGUGGCUGCCAAGAUGUGAAUGAAUGUUCCACAGGCACCAACCCCUGUAUCUACGGCUGCUCCAAUACCGAUGGAGGCUACCUGUGUGGCUGUCCUGGAGGUUUCUACAGAGCUGGACAAGGUCAUUGUAUAACAGGCUCAGGUUUCCAAGGCCCGUUUGUGGAGGGUGAGGAUGAUGAGAGUCUGUCUCCUGAGGCCUGCUACGAGUGUAAGAUCAACGGAGGUGGAAAGAAUGGAAGACACAAGCGCAACACUGAUGAAAAUGACCUAAACCAGGAGCCAGCAGUGAGCAUGGCCAGCGUGGACACCCAGGCCUCCAUCCCCAUGAACCUCUCUCUGGCCUCGCUCGUCAACAAGGAGCCUCUUCUGGAGCUUCUGCCCGCCCUGCAGCCCCUGGAGCACCACGUACGCUACGUCAUCACGCACGGCAACGCCAAUGAACACUUCCGCCUGCUGGAACGCCGUGACGGAAAGAGCGUGCUCCGACUCGGAAAGAGGCCGCCUGCAGCAGGAUCCUACCGGCUGGAGAUCACCAGCCUGCCGCUGUUCGGGCCCCGGAGACUACACCAGCUGGAGGAGCAGCAUGACAGUGACUACCUACAAGGAGAACUAGGAGACGCCCUGCGCAUCAAGCUUCACAUCCACCUGCACUGAGCUCAGAGUGUGCCUGCCCUGGACUGAUUCCUAAAGCCUUAGAGUUUUAACCUUCCCUUUUAUCCAGUAACUCCCAGCUCCCCCCUGCAGGACCAUCCCCACCAUCAGUGGGUCAUCAAGGGCUAUGAAAAACUGAGUCAAUCAGCCCAACUAUUCCACCACUUUGUUACUGUUCAUGUUAUUAUAUGUUCAUGUUUGUUUUUUGUUUUUUCGUCUUACCUUGACUACACUUCCUCUAGCGCCCCUCCACUUCUACCCGACCUAGCACUCAUUCUCCACUGAGAGAUCCAGUGGAGGAGAUGGCAGAGAGGUGUCUCAGUACUCAGACCACGGUGCUGAAUAAAGACAAAGCAGGAAACAGAUGGCCCGCAAAUCCAUGAAGCACUUUUGUAGACAUGCAAAACAAGAAGUUAAGCAAACAGGAGGGGUUUGUUUGUUUUGAAAAAAAUCAGAAAUGAAGUGCUGAGAGUGGCCAAAACUAUCUUUAUGCAGCAUGUACGAUGGUUUAUAAAUCGCUGUGCAGGAGUCUUUCUCAUUUCGUAUUAUAAAGAAUAGAAAUAUUAAGGCUAGAGAUCGGGGCUCAGGUGCCAUCAUGGUGGUCCAAGGACUCUCUCACCUCUCUGUGAUCUUGCAAAAAAAAAAAAAAAAAUCACAACACUGGGGAACAAGGUUCGUCACGUCUGCCCCUCUCAGUAUUGUAGUGUCAUUUAAUAUAUUUGUGCUGUUUGAAAAAUGUUAACACGAAGGACUGCAACAUUUACACAGCAUUUCAGGUUCUGAAGUCCAUAGGGGACUGUUUAAUAGCUGGAUGCCAACCAAUUUUCAGAUGAGAAAAAACAGUAAGCCGUGUUCUGCUCUGAUGUGACUGACUCUUGCCCUGCCUGCAGGCAGCGGCAAGCAGGGAUCUGCGUGUUUGCGUGUGUGUGCCGCGUCAUGUCUGGUUACCUCAGUGCUUCCCGUCGAGUAUGGACACCAUGCUGUGAUGCUGACUUUAAAACAAAAGAGGGCGCUAGUGUCCCUCAGCAUCCAUCAUGAGCAGGGAAUACAUCCGCUCGUGGCCUGUAGACUUAAAGGAAGAUAGAUCAGGUCACAUUUGUAUUUAUCCUUUGAGGGAUUUAAGACUUCAGGUGCACUGAUUUUGGACCUGGUAGCCAGCUUUUUUUUCUCCAUUUAGUCCAAAGUCUCUUUCCCUCGGCGGCUGUCAGAGGCGAGUAGCUUCUCCUGGUUCUGCAGUUUUGCUGCAAACUAAAAAUAAAUGCUUCAGGAGAACGGUGCUGAGAGGCUGACAGCUGACAUUGGACGGCUGAACUCGACAAUAAGCCGACUUUAUCUGACUUCUUUGACUUAACCGUGAGCUCGAUGUCUGAGGUCUGAGCCUUGUUUACAACACAAAGAGAUACACAGCUGGACACAGUGACAAUCUUAAAAGGUACAUGACAUGUUAACAUUACCUAAGCUGUAACUAAAGGUAGUGCUUUACAGUGUAAGGGCACGCACAGGUGAACACAAAACCUCACAAAAGGAAAAAUAAAUUCAUCAGGUCAUCUCUCAUUUCUCAUGAUUUUUUUUUCUCUCAAAGAGAAAAAAGGUGCUAGAUAAUACCAUCUCUCACUCUGUACAAAGAGAGCGCAGUCUUGAUUCUGGAUUGCAAAAGUGACAUUUCUUUUUGCUAGGUUUUUCAUGUUGUGUUUGUCUGUCUUUUGUAUUGUCUCAUUGCUGAAAAUCCAAUAUUAUCAAAUUUGCUUCUUGAAAAUUAAAUUGUAUAUUUUUAAGUGAAAUGUUGAUUUUUUUUUUUUUAUAUAUAUAUAUAUGUCAAGGCUGCCAAACCAAAUACUCACAGUAAACCCGAGACUGAAGGCCUUUUGUGCUGUUGACUUUUUGUUGAGAAAAAAAAGAAGCUAAACCAAAAACCAGCAAACGCUGCAUCCUAUCUGUAGUUGAUCACUGACUGGAUCCUUUGAAACCACAGGCGUCAGUCAAAUCAAGAAAGUAAGGAAUCCCAACACAGACUUAACGAUGAUAAACAUUCCCAUCGUCUUUUAUCACACUGUCUGUACAAAGUCAUCAAUGCAAACCGAACCAUCUCCACGUAGGAUCUCUGGUGCUAAACAAUAUGUUUUUCUCUUAACAGUCAAGGUUGCUGCACUGCUCAACAGCCGAGGCAAUGUUUAUAACACAUAACCAUUUUCUAACCUGGGAACCUUUGUAUACUUUGUAUCUUUAUUGUCAGUUUGUAAUUUUUCUUUUAUUUGCCACUAUGUUUUUAAAAAAAAAAAGAAAAAAGGCAGUGUGCUGCGUAUGCUUACUGUAUCUCAGCGUCAGUGUCAAACUUGAAACAAUACUGUCGUCAUCUGCUUGCGUCGAAAUAUCACCUGCUUUAUAACUCAGAAAAGAAGGUGCCUGAAGUUUCUGCGGUUCAAAUGUUCAGCACAAGCCUGACACCAAGUGUUCAUACCAAAGUCUAACUGAAAGCUGAAACGACAAUCAUCCACGUCGCACAUCUACUAGUUGCGGAUUAAUAAAUCAGUCAGCCAUUAUGGAAUAUCUUUUAAUAGGAACAUCUUUGUGCAAGACAAAAACCAAAGAUUUAUUAAACCAAAUGGCAGUCUGUAAGAUUAGAGUGAUUCAUAUCAUACUGUACACUUUCUGUCCAAUGACAUAAAUGGCAAUAAAGUAUUGUGGGUUCUAUUUUUAA
Scophthalmus maximus (turbot) is the source of this 11653-nucleotide messenger RNA. RefSeq names its product fibrillin 2b (gene fbn3). NCBI's taxonomy places the organism in Eukaryota, Metazoa, Chordata, Actinopteri, Pleuronectiformes, Scophthalmidae. The record is from RefSeq and is a predicted model, not a curated record. The transcript is spliced from 65 exons. Gene Ontology annotation, molecular function: calcium ion binding. Bases 280 to 8958 code for a protein of 2892 amino acids.